This is a messenger RNA of Gaeumannomyces tritici R3-111a-1, 1400 nucleotides long. RefSeq lists its product as hypothetical. The transcript is spliced from 3 exons. Bases 335 to 1036 code for a protein of 233 amino acids. Lineage: Eukaryota; Fungi; Ascomycota; Sordariomycetes; Magnaporthales; Magnaporthaceae. The record is from RefSeq and is a predicted model, not a curated record.
CAAAGUACCCAGGAAUUUAUUUACCCGGAGCUUGCCGAGGUUCCCUGGAUUGGGGCUCCUGCGAGCCUCAUCCCUUCCUGAAGAGGGGAUGCUCUUAAUGUACCAGACCUAUUCUUCCAGAUUACUUGCAAUAUCCUCCCCACGAAGGUGUCGUCAGCUCCAGGAGACACGAGAGUCGUCCAUGUUCGUCUAGUGCCCUCCAAGAUGGAUAUAUAAGAGGAUGGUUGCCCAUGCACCGGGAAUCAUGUUCUUGGUUCUACACCUCGAGCUUGGCCUUCACAACGGCAACCCCUAACUCGAAGCCACCUGUCCCUCUUCCGACAAGCCGCUCAACAUGGUGCCCAAGCUUUUUUGGGCCGCCCUUUUCUUCACGCCCGCCGUCCUCGGCGCGGCCCUCCCAGAGGUCCAGGAGAACGCCUUGGACCUUGGCCGUCGCGAUGAGGUUGAGAUCGCGUCCCUGCCCCUGGUGGCCCGUGCCGAGGCCAAUGUCGUGGUAGCUGGCGAGGCCGCCGCGCCCGAGGAGGUCGACGACGAGGCCGACGUGGCCGACGCCGACAAGAAGAAGAAAAAGAAGAAGCACGGCCACAAGAAGGGAAAGAAGAAGCACGGCCAUAAGAAGGGCAAGAAGCACGGCCACAAGAAGCCCCCCCACGACCUCGAGGCUCGCGACGAGGCCGAGGUCCAGGCGCCGGGCGCUGAGGUGGUUGCCGACGACGUCGACAGCGACGCCGACGUGGCCGACGCGGACAAGAAGAAGAAGAAGAAGCACGGGCACAAGAAGGGAAAGAAGAAGCACGGGCACAAGAAGGGCAAGAAGCACGGGCACAAGAAGCACCCCCACGAUCUCGAGGCGCGCGAGGAGGCCGCUCUGGCUGAGAGUGUCGUGGCCGACCAGCCUGACAAUGAGGCCGAUGUUGCCGAUGCCGACAAGAAGAAGAAGAAGAAGCACGGGCACAAGAAGGGCAAGAAGAAGCAUGGCCACAAGAAGGGCAAGGGCAAGAAGCACGGCCACAAGAAGGGUCCCCCUCACGAGUAAGCCAACUCCGAGCGACUCGCCGAGCGCCUCAACAGCAACCUACCGUCGAUUAGGUUGGGUGAUGAGAGGGGUGAGCUCCAGGCGUGGUUGGUAUGCGUCCUAUGGCGUCUGGGCCAUGGCCAAAUGCCAGCCUGGUUCGCUAGCCGGGGACUAUUGGGGAUUCUUGCAAAGUUUGGCGUGUACUCCUUGACGCACAAACCGAUGGGAGAAGGGUUUUACUUCAAGACAUUCAUUAUCUACAUAUGGACCGUGUAAAAUAAAAGCAUAUGAUGCUCUGACGCGUUGCGCCGCGCCUUGCGCCGAGGUUCUUCUGUGGCUUUCGCAGCAAUUUUCAUAUCGCGAGCAGGCAUCUGGUACCACGCUU